CGCUGUAUGUGAUUUUCUUUGUUAGGAUCAGUGAAGCUUAGAUAACGAAAAUAUACCCGGUGUGUCUUGGACUUACUUCGUAGUGUAGGAAUCAAGAUGCUACUUCCAUACAACACAAACAUUCGGGUUACCAUAAAUAAAUACAAAAACGGAAGUGUUGCGUAACAUAGCCUCACCUCCAUUUUGCCAUGGCAUUCGUUCCCAUGGUUACAGACAACAAUCAUUUCGACUGUUCCAUGGAACAUACAAGGACGUGCGUUCUAAUAUUGAAACAGCGACAUUAACAUAUUUUGCUCGUGUUAUUUUGCAUUGCAACACAGCAAAAAUUGAUUCAGUCAUAUUAAAAUAGCAGAAAGAAGAAUAAACUUUCAACCACCCAAUUCAUUUUGAAGUGUUUUCAACACCAACAAGCAAGGAUCAUGACACAGGGAUCAAGCUCUAAGUCUUCAAGGGGCAGCUUUUAUACCCGCCGGUAUCGUACCCAAGCCCCAACCUCACAGGUAGAUGAAACCCUGUUCGGGGGCCCAACAACGUUGUCAUCACAGUUGGACCAUCGUGUAAACUCUGCUUUCAAGGCCAAGAACUUGACUCAGCAGAAGCAAGAUGGGGAAAUUGUUCAAAUUGUAACCAAAGACCUCAUUCGUCAUCUCAGGGUCCCAUUGAAGGAUCCCUCAGGGGAGUUCAUUGUCCUACCAUCAGCUGAGUACGAGCGGAUUGUCUCUAUGUCCGAAGUUCUCACAAAAGAGGAGAGGGAGGGCCUGAUGGAGGCUUUCCAGAGGAAGAAAGAGGAGGAAAUUAGAGCAGCACAGGACAGGAAACAACAAAUCCAUGAGGCUUACCUGAAAAAGGAUAAGAAGGGACUGACUGAGCUGGAGCUACAGACUCAGGCCAGUGCAAAGUGCUUGGUAGAGCAGGCCAAUGCCUUAAGAACUGAACAAGAGGAGGAGAUCAAAAAGCUCAACACGCUGAUUCUGGGUGCUCAGUGUCAAGCCACACGUGAUGCCCAGAUCAAAGAGAGGAAACGGAUCCAGACAGAGUUGUCAGAGGAGGAGAAGCGCCUAGAUAACAUGAUGGAGGUAGAGCGCCAUAAGGCAUUGGAAACCAUGGAACAGAUUGAUGAGCUGCGCAAACACCAGAGAAUGAGUGGGAUGCAGGAAAUUUACAACCAAAUUCUUCAACGUCAUGAGGAAAGGCAAUUACUUGAGGAAAUGAAAGAGCAGGAAAAACAGCAUAUACAAGAAAACCUGAAGAAAAUUAACCUGGACGACCAAAAGGCCCUGGAGAAGAAGAGAGAGGGGCAACAGCAGCUGCAGGAGGAGAUCAGGUGCAUUAAUGCUGAGACCAUGAAGGCCAAGGAGCAAAGGAUAGAGGAGGAGAAACUGGCUGAUAUGAGAGAUAUGGAAUACAUUCGAAGCAAACUGGAGCGAGAGGCAGCAUAUGAAGCAGAUCAGAGACGCAUCAUGAAAGAAAAAGAGUUAGAGAUUUCCAGGAUGAGGGCCCAGCAACAAAGAGCAAAAGACUACAUGGCGGAGCAGGACGAGAUCCGCAUUCGAAGGAACCAAGAAGCUACUGACAGAGAAUGGAGGAGAAAAGAGAAAGAGCUGGCAGCAAAGAAAGCACAGGAAGAAGCAAUGCUAAAGGUGGCUCGCUUUGAGCAGGUUCAGUGCAAAGAGCACUUCCUGUCAGUUGAGGCUGCCCGGGAAAAAGCAGAGCUCGAGCAGAUGCUGGAGGUUCAACAAGAAAUCAUCAUAAAACAGAAGGAGGAGGAGGAAAAGCAGCGCCAGAAAGCGAAGCGUCAUGCAGAGGCUCUUAGACAUCAGGUAAAGGAACGAGAGUUCUCAGCCAUAGCUAAACGCAGAGAGAUCUUCAAGGAGGCUGGGUGCUUAAUUGAAGAAGCCAGGCAGAGACGUGAGCGCCUUGAUGAGAUAAAAGAGAAGAAACUGAGGGCACUCAAGGCUACAGGGCUCUCUGAGAAGUACUGCAGUGAAGUGGAAAGAAAAGCCCGGACCGACCGUCUUUGACUCAAUCACAACUAUAAACAUUAAACAUUUUAUUGGGUCUCAUCACAGGAGGUAGUUCUACUUAACCACUAAGUUCACAAAUAAUAAAGAUUUCUUUGAACUCCCAA
Molecule: messenger RNA, 2128 nt
Organism: Notolabrus celidotus (New Zealand spotty)
Lineage: Eukaryota; Metazoa; Chordata; Actinopteri; Labriformes; Labridae
Gene: cfap45
Product: cilia and flagella associated protein 45
Exons: 12
Coding region: 420-2021 (533 amino acids)
Source: RefSeq, a predicted model, not a curated record